Malassezia restricta is the source of this 1980-nucleotide messenger RNA. Its product is annotated as 25S rRNA (cytosine2870-C5)-methyltransferase. Gene Ontology annotation, cellular component: nucleolus. Gene Ontology annotation, molecular function: rRNA (cytosine-C5-)-methyltransferase activity; RNA binding. Gene Ontology annotation, biological process: rRNA base methylation; maturation of LSU-rRNA. NCBI's taxonomy places the organism in Eukaryota, Fungi, Basidiomycota, Malasseziomycetes, Malasseziales, Malasseziaceae. The transcript has a single exon. The coding region runs from base 1 to 1980 and encodes 659 amino acids. The record is from RefSeq and is a predicted model, not a curated record.
AUGGGACGUCGCGCCAAGAGCAAGCAGCCCCCGCCCGCGCCGCUGCCUGAGCCUAAGCGCAUCAAGGAGCAGCCGCCCAAGGCGCCCUCGAAGCGCGAGACGGGCGCGGCGCACGCACCUCGCCCCCGAGGCAAGGAGCCCGCUGGUCAGGCCAGCUCUCAGCCAGCCAAGGCGGCGCCUCGCACACGCCCGCCCGCUGACGCUCCCCCCGACAUCAGCGCCGAUCAGAUCCUCGAGUCGCUCGGUCUUCCCAAGGACAAGAAGCUGACCGAGCGGCAGAAGAAAAAGGUGCUCGCGGAAGUGGAGCGCCUCGAGCUGCUGCUCAAGAGCUCAGGCUACUCGGUCGACGAAGGCUCGGACGACGCACAAGACCAGCAUGCCGACGAUGAGGAUCUGGAAGAGGAGGCGGAAGACGAGGACCUAGACGAAGAUGCCCAAGGGGACCUGGAAGGAGAAGAUAACGAAGACGAGGACCUAGAAGAGGAGGCCGACGACGAGGAAAUAGACGAAGAUGCCGAAGACGAGGACCUAGAAGAGGAGGCCGAAGACGAAGACGUCGAAGACAACGAGGAUGACCUAGCAGGCGAAGACUUCGAGGGCGACGAUCCGCUCGAGGGGGAGGACGCGGAAGGCGAGGACCUCGAAGGCGAGAACCUCGAGGGCAAGGACCUCGAGGACGAGGACCUCGAAGACGAGGACGCCGUGGAAGGUGAGGACCCGGAGGACGACGAGGCGAAUCAGUUCCUCCUGCCCACCGUCGAAGAAGAGGAAGAAGAGCAACGCCAACCUCUGAACCUCCAACUCGUGCACAUGCGCAUCCAAGAAGUGGUGCGUGUCCUGUCCAACUUCGCCGCGCUCGCCGAGCCAGACAGGUCGCGCGCAGAUUAUAUGGAUCGGCUGUGCAAGGAUGUACAGACAUACUAUGGGUACAAUGAGUUCCUGGCCGAGAAAGUGUUGGACCUGUUUUCGCCCGAAGAGGCCAUCGCCUUUUUCGAGGCCAACGAAGUGCCUCGGCCCGUCACGAUCCGCGCCAAUACACUGCGCACACGACGCCGCGACCUGGCACAGAAGCUCAUCAAUCGCGGCGUAAGUCUGGAGCCUGUGGGCCCAUGGAGCAAGGUCGGCCUGCAAGUGUUCGAGAGCGCCGUGCCAAUCGGCGCGACGCCCGAGUAUCUCGUGGGCGAUUACAUGCUGCAGGCCGUCUCAUCCUUCCUGCCGUGCAUGGCGCUGGCGCCACAGCCCCACGAACGCAUCCUGGACAUGGCCAGUGCACCGGGCGGCAAGGUGACAUACCUCUCCGCCCUCAUGCAAAACACCGGCUGCAUCUUUGCGAACGACAGCAACAAGGCACGCAUCAAGAGUCUGACGGCCAACGUCCACCGCAUGGGCUGCCGCAACAUUGUCGUGUGCAACUACGAUGGCAGACAGUUCCCCAAGGUCCUGGGCGGCUUCGACCGCGUCAUGCUCGACUCGCCUUGCUCGGGCACCGGCGUCAUUAGCAAGGACGCGAGCGUCAAGACAAACAAGUCCAAGCGCGACCUGAUCCUGCUCACACAACUGCAAAAACAGCUCAUUCUGUGCGCCAUCGACAGCGUCAACCCCAAGUCAGAGACGGGCGGCUAUGUCGUAUACAGUACAUGCUCCGUCAUGGUCGAAGAGAACGAAGAAGUCAUCGAGUAUGCGCUGCGCAAACGCCCGAACGUACGCAUCGUACCGACCGGCAUCGACUUUGGCCGCGACGGCCUCAAACGAUUCCGCAGUCGCACGUUCGACGAGCGCAUGACGCUGUGCCGCCGCAUCUUCCCUCAUGUACACAAUAUGGACGGCUUCUUCGUGUGCAAACUCAAGAUCGAACCCAUCAACAAGGGCGACAAGCGGCGCAUGGCACAGGAGCCCGAUGACGCCGUCUUUGACAACGCGCAAGACGACGCCAUCAUCCAACGCGCUCACGAGCGCAUGGCCAAGAAGCGGCGCACAUAG